This is a messenger RNA of Salvia hispanica, 1275 nucleotides long. RefSeq lists its product as uncharacterized. The record is from RefSeq and is a predicted model, not a curated record. NCBI's taxonomy places the organism in Eukaryota, Viridiplantae, Streptophyta, Magnoliopsida, Lamiales, Lamiaceae.
AAAAAUAUAUUUCUAUAAUUGUGUCUUCCUGUUUUCUUCCUAUAAAUAGCAAACAGGAUUUCCCUAUUCCAACUCACCAAUAGAGAUUAAUUCAGAUUAAAAGUAUAGCAAUGAGAUACACUAUAGCUAGCUUCCUCCUUCUUUCACUGAUAGCUUGCAGUGUCAAUGCAAGAAAAGAUGGAGGGGAAUACUGGCAAGGUGUUGCGAAGGAUCAGAAAGUGGAAGGAAAUGGCUGCCACACAGUGGGUGAGACAUCAAUCUUCCAUGUCAAACCUAAGUAUGAGGAAUCUUUUGCAAAUGACUUUAAGGGAAGGGUUCAUGCUAGUACUCACGUCAACCAUUUAGGUUUUGUGAGAGAGUUUGAGCCUAGACCUAGUGCUACAUCUUAUGUUGACAGUCUCAAGCCUCAAGAUGAUAAAUCUUUUGUAAGAGAUUUUGAACCUAGGCCUAGUGCUACAUCUUAUGUUGGUAAUCUCAAGCCACAAGAUGAGAAAUCAUUUGUGAGAGAUUUUGAGCCUAGGCCUAGCGCUACAUCUUAUGUUGGUAAGUUAAAGCCUAGAGAUGAGAAGUCAAAUGCUAACAAUUUUGAGCCAAGACCUAAUGUUUCAGCAUACACUGAUGACGUUAGCUCCAAGAAGGAGAAAUCAAAUGCUAUUGACUUUGAGCCAAGACCUAAUGUUUCAGCAUAUACUGAUGAUGUUAGUUCAAAGAAGGAGAAAUCUUAUGGGGAAGACUUUGAGCCAAGACCUAAUGUUUCAGCAUACACUGAUGACGUUAGCUCCAAGAAGGAGAAAUCACAUGCUAAUGACUUUGAGCCAAGACCUAAUGUUUCAGCAUACACUGAUGACGUUAGCUCCAAGAAGGAGAAAUCACAUGCUAAUGACUUUGAGCCAAGACCUAAUGUUUCAGCAUAUACCGAUGAUGUUAGUUCAAAGAAGGAGAAAUCUUAUGGGGAAGACUUUGAGCCAAGACCUAACGUUUCAGCAUAUACUGAUGAUGUUAGUUCAAAGAAGGAGAAAUCUUCCGGGGGAGACUUUGAGCCACGACCCAAUGUUUCAGCAUAUAGUGACGAGUGAAAAUGAAUCAUGAGUAGGCCGGGGAGUUUAUGUUGUUACGUGUGCUUUCAGUUAUGCUUUUAAUUAUAAUGUAUGAUGGUGUAUAAUAUAGUGUUUCGAAUAAAGUUUAGUCAUGUAUGCCGUGAAAAAUGUGUAUUGGCUCUUGGGUAUGUUCAUUUUUAUAGUUGCAAUCUAGCUUUAAAACAAUUCACCUUGUUUA